AUGGCUCGCACUCGUCGUUCAGCCUCAUCUCCGCGCCCCGCCGCUGCGGCUUCACCCGCACGCACAACACCACCACCACAUCAACAACAACAACAUAAUCAUCAAAACACACACCAGACAACUGCUCAGCAACCGCAACCUCAGGUAACAAAUGUGUACGUGCAGCGUGGUGGAAUGGGUAGCGGUCUCCUUGGAAAUGUGGCAUCAGUUGCAGCCGGUUCCGUCAUUGGCCACGGCAUUUCACAUAUGCUCUUCGACCGCAAUGCCCCGCCAGCACAACCCACUGAGUUGCAACAGGUGGCACAACAAGUUGGUAACGGUGCCUGUGCAGCUCAUGUCCAAACUUAUGCAAAAUGUUUGGAAGCAAAUGAAGGCAAUGCGGCACCAUGUAAAUGGGCAUGGGAAACCUUUACACAGUGUCAAAGUGAGCAGCAACCAACUCAAUAA
Molecule: messenger RNA, 447 nt
Organism: Trypanosoma brucei brucei TREU927
Lineage: Eukaryota; Euglenozoa; Kinetoplastea; Trypanosomatida; Trypanosomatidae
Exons: 1
Coding region: 1-447 (148 amino acids)
Biological process (GO): mitochondrion organization
Cellular component (GO): mitochondrion; nucleus
Source: RefSeq, a predicted model, not a curated record